Molecule: messenger RNA, 858 nt
Organism: Wallemia ichthyophaga EXF-994
Lineage: Eukaryota; Fungi; Basidiomycota; Wallemiomycetes; Wallemiales; Wallemiaceae
Product: Meiotically up-regulated 14 protein
Exons: 6
Coding region: 1-858 (285 amino acids)
Cellular component (GO): cytoskeleton
Molecular function (GO): actin filament binding
Source: RefSeq, a predicted model, not a curated record
AUGAGUGCAAUGAGUGCUACAACCACAGUACCAGAAGACGCUUCGAAGCAUCACCAGAGCAUUGCUAACCAGCCCAAGUCGCUCAUCGAGAGAGUUUCGCGUGCAGACAGGGACGGCAAGAUAAAGCUCCAAGGCAUUCCAGUAUUUACAGAUAAAAUGGAAGAACGCGAGUGGAUAAAGGAGCACAUGGCAGCAGUAUUCCGUUUCUGGGGCAAAAUGGGAUAUGGUGAAGGACUGGCGGGGCACAUAACCGUUGUCGACCCCGUCGAACCAUCCUGCUACUGGAUGAAUCCAAUAUGUGUGCACUUUGGCAUCAUGACAAAAUCCAAGCUAGUUCUCGUCGGUCCUGAUGGUUAUAUUCGCCCUGAAGGAGCACAAUUGCCGAUCAAUACAGCUGGAUUCUACAUCCACAGCGCUAUACACAAAGCUAGACCGGAUGUCAAGGCUGCUGGACACACUCACACUGUUUAUGGAAAAGCAUGGAGCGUGUUCGGGAAGCCAAUUGACAUGCUGAGCCAAGAUAGCUGCCUUUUCUACAACAACCUGGGUGUUUAUAAGAACUUUGGUGGAAUAGUUUUGGCACACGAGGAGGGCGAGAAUGUAGCAAAGUCUCUGGGAACAUCAAAAAACUGUAUUUUACAGAACCACGGAUUGUUGACGGUAGGAGAGACUGUCGACGAGAUGGCACACGCAUUUCACGCACUAGAAAGAGCGUGCCAUGUGCAGCUAUUGAGUGAAUCGGCUGCAUCCAAUGGCCACAAGAUAAACACGAUUGACGACGAGGAUGCAGCAUUCACGGCUGCAACAUUGACGCAUCCGGAGGCCGCGUAUUUGGUGAGUGUGUCGGACGAUGAGUAG